CACAUGUUACAAGACACGUUCAGAUAACAAACCACUGCCACCCAAAUCUUCAACACUUAGCCUGUACUGCUCUUCAUUACUUUAUUUCUCUGUAAAUUAAUUUUCUUCAUCAUUGUUUGCACCAAUUAUGUAAAGAAAUCAUAACCCAAAACCCGCCAGCGCUUUCCUCAUUGGUUUUUAGUUAAGAAGAUACAUGGAAAAAGGGUCUUAUGCUUUUUGGGUGCUAGAUUCCAUUGUUUGAAAAUGUGAUUUGCAGACUUGCAGACAAGCUUGAAAAUUCAUAGCCUAUUUGGUCAAUUUUUGAGGGAGGCAAACGCAAGAAAGAUAAAAGGAGUUCCCACGUUUUUUUGAAUUUUAAACCACAGAAAACAACGCAUCACAAUCAUUGGCAUUCUAUAAGAGAAAGGUCGAGUCUUCAUAAAUGUGAAGCACAGGAAGGUCUCAGUUUUCUCGUAUAGGUGUUUUUUUUAUGUCUCUGUAGGUGAUUCUUUGCAGACAUAUAUUUUGGGAUCUGGGUUUUAUAGGUAUAAGUGCCCUGUUCCAGAAUUGUUUUGGGAUUUGUGCUUCUGGGUUUCUUUUGAAGUUCUUGUAGUUGAUCUAUUGGUGGAGGACAUACUUUAUUUGAAUUGUUAGUCUUCUGAGUUUUAAUGGGUUACCAAAGCCCACUAUUUGCAUCUCUUUGCAUUUUGCUACUUUCAUUUGGAGCUAGUUUUGCUUCUUCUAUUCAAGAUCAAGUGAGGGAUAGAAUAACACAGUUGCCAGGGCAGCCAGCCAAUGUGGGGUUUCGUCAGUAUUCUGGUUAUGUCACUGCCAAUGAGCAAGCUGGGAGAGCAUUGUUUUACUGGUUGGUUGAGUCCCCAGCGCAUCGUGAACCGGAGUCCAGACCGCUAGUGUUGUGGCUCGCUGGUGGUCCAGGUUGUUCUUCUGUUGGUCAUGGAUCAGCUGAAGAGAUUGGACCUUUUCAUAUUAGACCUGAUGGAGAGACCCUUUACAUGAAUCCGUAUGCUUGGAACAAUUUGGCAAAUUUGCUUUUCCUUGAAUCUCCAGCUGGUGUUGGUUUUUCAUACACUAAUACGUCUUCAGAUUUGUAUACAUCUGGAGACCAGAGAACAGCUGAAGAUGCGUAUACAUUUCUGGUCAAUUGGUUUGAAAGGUUUCCUCAGUACAAGCACAGAGAUUUCUACAUUGCUGGAGAAAGUUAUGCAGGUCAUUAUGUUCCUCAGCUGUCUCAAUUGGUUUAUGAGAGAAAUAAGGGAAUUCAGAAUCCAGAUAUCAAUUUUAAAGGGUUUAUGGUAGGAAAUGCUGUAACUGAUGAUUACCAUGAUCUUGUUGGCACAUUCGAACACUGGUGGACACAUGGUUUAAUUUCUGAUUCCACCUAUCGUGAGCUGCGAGUCAAGUGUUACAAUGUUUCCAUUCUGCAUCUAUCACUGGCUUGCUCGGAGGCCCUCAAAGUAGCAGAUUCAGAGCAGGGAAACAUUGACCCAUACAGCAUUUACACCCGUCCUUGUAAUAGUACUGCAGCACUAAAGCGCAACUUGAGGGGUCAUUAUCCAUGGAUGUCCAGAGCAUAUGAUCCAUGCACUGUGUUGUAUUCUGAAAAGUAUUUUAACCAUCCAGAAGUCCAAAAGGCACUCCAUGCAAAUGUAACUGGAGUUUCGUACCGUUGGACAACAUGCAGUGAUGUUAUUGCAGACAACUGGUCGGAUUCUCCACUGUCUGUGCUUCCAAUUUAUCAAGAGCUCAUUGCUGCGGGUCUCAAGAUAUGGGUAUACAGUGGAGAUACUGAUUCAGUGGUUCCUGUGACUGCCACGCGUUACUCCAUAGACGCCCUUAAGUUACCGACCAUCACCAAUUGGUUCCCAUGGUAUGAUACUGGCAAGGUUGGUGGCUGGAGCCAAAUAUACAAGGGGCUGACAUUAGUCACCAUUACCGGAGCUGGACAUCAGGUCCCACUCCUUCGACCUCGAGAAGCUUUCAUUGUUUUCAGAUCAUUUUUGGAGAACAAGCCCAUGCCUAGUUAAUUUUCAUUUCCAAUCUUAUUCAAACAUAUUCUUGAUGAAUAAGCAGCACAAACACCUGGAACUUGCAACCAUUUUCCAUAUACAAACGCCGUGAAGAUGGAAAUGAUAAAAUAAGAGAAGUAUUCAUCUCGAAUUCCUCUCCAUUCUUGCUUCGAGCAGCGUCAUUUUCAUAUUGUUCUGUAGUUGCUAUCUGGCUAUUGGGUAAUGGAUAGCAUUUAUGAGAAGGAAAGCUACUGAUAAGUAAGAGCAAUUGUACUAUACAUAUAUAUAGAUGGAUUCCUCAUAUUAAAGAAACAUUCUUUGGGUUUCAGUUUAGUAGAAGUGUUCUCAUCAGUUAUAUUGUACUGGUAUGUGCGACAUAUAUAUAGUCUUCUUCACAAGUUCUUA
Messenger RNA from Rosa chinensis, 2411 nucleotides. RefSeq names its product serine carboxypeptidase-like 27. The coding region runs from base 648 to 2024 and encodes 458 amino acids. Gene Ontology annotation, biological process: proteolysis. Gene Ontology annotation, molecular function: serine-type carboxypeptidase activity. The transcript has 9 exons. Lineage: Eukaryota; Viridiplantae; Streptophyta; Magnoliopsida; Rosales; Rosaceae. The record is from RefSeq and is a predicted model, not a curated record. Gene Ontology annotation, cellular component: vacuole.